Molecule: messenger RNA, 1629 nt
Organism: Asparagus officinalis (garden asparagus)
Lineage: Eukaryota; Viridiplantae; Streptophyta; Magnoliopsida; Asparagales; Asparagaceae
Exons: 2
Coding region: 1-1629 (542 amino acids)
Biological process (GO): proteolysis
Molecular function (GO): aspartic-type endopeptidase activity; nucleic acid binding; zinc ion binding
Source: RefSeq, a predicted model, not a curated record
AUGGCUCCAGGUAAUGGGCAAACCCCUCCUAACGGAGAUAGGGAUCUAAAUCAGACAAUUGGUGAAAUGAUGAGAUCUAGAAUUUCCCGUGCAUCCACUUCCGGGAACCCAAUAGAUAACAAUGCGUUAAUGGAUCUGCUGCAAGCGGUGACAACUGUAGUCACCAGACAACAAGAUCAAAUUGAUCAUAAUCGGACAAAUGGUCAAAAUGAGGAGCACCCAAAAUUAAGAAGUGGCAUGGGAGAAUUUAAGAAACUAUCUCCACCCAAUUUUGAGGGAACAACUGAUCCCAUGAUUGCUGAGCAUUGGAUCACAGAAAUGGAGAAGAUCUUCACAUACAUGAAAUGCCCUGAAGAGGAGAAGGUUGAUUAUGCAGUAUACAUGUUAAAAGACCGCGCUUACGGGUGGUGGCAAAUGCAGGUCAGGACGUUGGGAGAGAAAGCAUACAAGUUAUCAUGGGUGGAGUUUAAAAAGAUUUUUUAUGAAAAAUGUUUUCCUUCAACUGUUCGCAAACAAAAAGAACAGGAGUUUCGAAAAUUGGAGCAAGGUGAUAAGACAGUAGCUGAAUAUGAAGAAGAGUUCACUUAUCUGUCAAAAUUUUCCAUUCACUUGUUGGGUAACGAGGAAGAUAGAGCUCGUCGCUUCGAGGAAGGGCUUCGAUCGGACAUUCGGAAGACGCCAAAGAAUGAGACGAGCAACUCCUACCCAAAGAAGCGGUUCUGGCAGGAUAAUCGCGGUGGAAGAAAUAAGAAUUGGAGAAACAAAAAGCAAAACUUUGGACGCAGAGAGGAGCAAUUUCCAAAUCAGAAAACUUUAAGAUGUGAUGUUUGUCACAAACUGGGGCAUGAAGCGAAAAAUUAUUGGAGAAAUACCGGAGCUUGUUUGAGAUGUGGCCAGAAGGAUCACAAAAUAGCAAAUUGUCCCCUACAGCAAUCAUCUCGAAAUACUUUCCAGACUGCCCAGUCCAGUGGUGGGAAUCGGUAUCCUCAAGCCAAGGCCCGAGUUUAUUCUUUGACUGAGAAGAAGGCAGAAGCAAACAAGGAUGUGGUGACAGGUACGCUAACUUUUGCAUCAGUUCCUGCUCGAGUACUAUUUGAUUCUGGUGCAUCGCAUUCCUUUAUUGCUGCACAGUUUGUUAAGAGAAACAAAUUACCAUUUGAUACCCUACAACAAGAAUUGCUUGUUAGUAUACCUGGAGGUAGCAUAUUAGUAUCAAAUCAAGGUUGUAGGGGUAAAAUUUAUAUUCUCGACAAUGAACUUCCCGUAGAAUUAAUGAUGCUAGAAAUGCAUGAUUUCGAUAUCAUAUUGGGGAUGGAUUGGUUAUCCUUAAAUCAUGCUUCUAUUUUAUGUCGAGAAAAGAAAGUAGUAUUCAAAUUUCCCGGCCAACCCGAAUUUUAUUUUGAGGGCGGAAAGUCUCAACAACCCUUAAAAAUCAUCUCAGCCCUUAAAGCACAUCGAGCGCUGAGGAGUGGAUGUAUGGGUUAUUUGGCUUCAGUUGAGAUGGUUAAUGAGGGAAAACCAAGCUUGGAAGAAAUACCAAUUGUCCGAGAAUUUCCAGAGGUAUUUCCAGAUGAACUUCCAGGAAUGCCCCUAGAUAGAGCUAGUAUCUGGUACGAGUCUCAUUUCUAA